CCGCGCGCGAGCGUACACGGGUACGUACCGAUAGUUUCGAAAAAGAAAAAAAAAAACAAAAACAACGGAGUCAUAUACGUACGCUCGUACGCGGCGUCCAGUUAAAUUUCGCGUCGCAAAAGCCGUGUACCAGCAGUAUAUAGCUAUAGGCAGCGUAACCGUAGAGUCAAAGAGGUAUAUAUAUAUAAGUAACAUAUAUACCCACACAGACGUGUACACACAGGCAUGGGAGGAGAGGCAUCUUCGAGAGGCGCCGAGCUAAGAGAGCUAUUAGAGCUCAGUCGCCUCUGCGGCGCGUACGCCAACGCGUCGUUGUCCUCCUCUACCUCCUCCUCCUCCUCCACCACCUCUUCAUCCUCGUGCUGCCGCGAGUGCUGCUACUGCUGCUGUUUAACGUCGUCGUCGUCUAGUUGCUUCAUUCAUAAAUACGUUGACAUGAGCACACGCCGAGCGACUGACUGACUGACUGCUCGACUGGCGCGUCCAAGUGCGUUUGUGUAUUAUUGUUAUACUCCGUUCUGUCUCACGCGUGUGUGUAUAUUUGUGUGCGCGAGUGAUCAUUCGCGCGGCUCUGCGUGCGUUGUUUAUUUCGGAGAGGCCUCUCGGUGAUAAGAGUCACCGUCGGCGGUAAAUAUAUAGUUCUCGUGGUGAGCUGCAUUUGUGUGCGUGUGUAUACUACAUUCUCUCUGUAAUUCACAGAGAGAGCUUACACGCGAGAUAUAAUAAGGGACCAGCAGCGUCGGUACGAUGAGCGGCCAGCAGCCACGAGCGGACACCGCGACUGCAGCGAUCCCGAGAGUUCAUCGACGUUGAGGCAUCGAGCGCACACAUUUCCCAAGAUGACGAUGACGAGCCAGGUAUCGCUCUCGGCGCAGCAGUAAAAUUCCGAAACUCGCCGCAGCGAAACUAAAGAAACAAAAAAAAAACCAACCAAAAGCCAACCGGAGACGUAUACACGCGAAAAUGUCUGCGGUCAGCGUGACGACGCACUGCCCCACCGGUCGCGACAAUCGCGGCUGGUGCGCCAAAACGAUCGAGCGUCAAGUCGCGCGGCUUCGUCGCGUGCGCAACGGAGGCGGAGUGGUGCCUUGCGGCAAUCGCGUCGAUCCGGGCCGAGUCGAGCUACCCGGCUGCGAGUUCUUCCAGCUGGCGCCCGAUCGGGUGCUGCGAGUGCUGAGGCCGGAAUUGAAAUCGGCCUCGAGGUACUACGAGCCAAGGGAGAGCCGCCGCGAGUCCAGGCCCGAGUCGCUGGCCGACAAUUUUUACUCGCGAUGGCAGCGUCGACCGCACCCGCUGGACAAUUGCCGCUGCUCGUUCAGACAGUCGCUGCAGCAGCAGCAAAACAAGACGAAGACCAGCGUCGGCGAACAGGAGGCGAUAAUCUCGCAGGAAAUAGCGAGGAUCCGUACGAGCCUGUGCGAGGCCGAGAGGAGCGGCCUGGGCAUCGAGGAGUUGGAGAAGAGCAUCGCCGUGGAUCGCCUGACGCAGCUCGAGGCUCUGCCGCCGCCCUGCGUCGGCCGAGUGCAGGAGAGCUCGAUCGUGGAUCUGGCCGGGCGCGAGCAGUGCCGGGUCGAGGGCAAGAUCGAGCCGCUCGACGAUCAGGUGAAGAAGAGGAUAGUCAAGGGCCUGGACAAGUACAUAAGCGAUCUGCUGGACGAGAUACUCGACGACACGAUCAGGGCUUUGGCUCGUUCCGACGAUCCGUUCGAUCGCAGCAAGAGAAAAGAGGCCGACGACGCGGAGACGACGAACAAGCCACAGCCAGCCGCGUUCGACAUCAGUUUCGCCUUUCACGAGGGCGGCGACAAGGACGACAGUAGCUACGUCAAUCGUGGCUUCGUCGUGUCGGACAACGAUCCGGAAACGCUGGACUUCCAUCUGAGAAGCAACAGCGACAGCAGCGACAACAACAACGACAACAAGCCGGCCGGUGGCGAGAAUUCCGCCCUGGACAAUCCGGACUACAUCGACUCGGGCAUCAACAGCGUCGAGACGAUCGAGCUGCAGUCGUCGUCGAGCGGUGGCGGUGGCGGAGCCGAGCAACUGGAGCACAAUUUGGAGCAGUCGCUGAUCGACAUAAUCGACGCGAAGCUCGGUGGAGCGUCGAUCGGCAAGUCACUGGAGGAUCUGGGUAUGGAGAUCGACGAGGUGGAUGACGUCAGAAUGAGUCAACCAUCGGAAACGCCGAUAAAGAGAGCGAGAACGCCGAAAGUCAAAGCAGCGGUACAACAGGCGACGAACGGACUGCCGAUCGCUCGCUCCGACGCUCCGGAAAAAAAGACGAUCACCGACACAACGACGAGCUCCGAGCGAGGCUCCAAGUGUCUCGACGAGCUCGUCGAGGAGCAGCAGCCGCCCUUCAACAGUCUGCGCCUCGAAUUCAAGCGCAGGAGCGGCAGCAGCGGCAGCGGUACCGGAAGCACCACCAAAGGACCUUCCGGCAACAAGGACAAGACGUCCUCGCCGAGCCACACGAACGCCGUGACCUCGCGCGUCAACAAGACCGUCUCGGUGAUCAGGCAGCGUCUGGUCAUGCGGCUGGGCAAGCCGCGGAGAAAACAGACGACGACGAGCCCGACGAAAAAAUCAUCGCAGGCUAACGGAGGCCAGAGAUCGUCGCUCGAGCUCGAGGAUUAUCGGCGACGCUUUCCCGUGCCCGAGCACAGGCAGCAGCUGGCCGACAACAACAACAGCAUCAACAAAAACAAUAACAACAACAACAACGAGAUGGAAGUCACUUUGAGAAAGAAUCGGCAUCGCAAACCGAUCCUCGUGUUUCUCCACGGUUUCGGCUCGUCGGCGGACACGUUCGAGCCGCAGCUCAGGUACUUCUCGAAUCUCGGCUAUCCGUGCAUCGCGCCCGAACUGCUGGGCCACGGCAUGAGCACCGCGUCCCGACGCGCCAAGGACUAUCGCUUCCUGAAUCUGCUCAAGGAUCUCGAGACGGUGCUGCUGUAUUACGCCUUCAAGCCCGGCCAGAAGUGCGUCAUCAUAGCGCACAAUUACGGGUGCAGCUUCGCCAGCGCCCUGGCCAGCAAGUACCAGUCGUACGUGCAGCACCUGAUCCUGAUAUCGGGCGGCGGGCCGACCUGCCUGGCGCCGCCCACGCAGGAGGGCGCCUGCUACGACGCGCUGCGCGCCCUCGUCUCGCCCUUCGUCAUAUGCGGCCUGCAGCGCUCGUUGCUGUACGGGCCGAGGGGCCGACAGCAUCCCUACUGCGGCUACGAGGCCGACGAGCGCCAGCGGCCGUCGCACAUGAGGCAUGUGCUUCGAGGCAUGUCCUGGCCCGAGGGCGACUACGUGUUUCAUCGGCGCAUCAACACGCCGACCCUGUUGAUACACGGACUGAGGGACGACAAGGUGUCGCUCGUGCAGGAGUGCCAGAUGGAGAGGACAAUGAUCAAGGCGUUUUUAGAAGCCAUUCCGGCCGCGGGUCACAUGCCGAUGACCGAUUGCCCGGAACAGUUGAAUCACAUGAUACAUUGUUUCAUCGAUUUGUGGAAAAACAAAAAGUGGUGAUGUGCUUGUCUCUUGGUUUUU
Messenger RNA from Trichogramma pretiosum, 3540 nucleotides. RefSeq lists its product as uncharacterized. The coding region runs from base 964 to 3519 and encodes 851 amino acids. Lineage: Eukaryota; Metazoa; Arthropoda; Insecta; Hymenoptera; Trichogrammatidae. The record is from RefSeq and is a predicted model, not a curated record. The transcript has 5 exons.